Molecule: messenger RNA, 1479 nt
Organism: Zingiber officinale
Lineage: Eukaryota; Viridiplantae; Streptophyta; Magnoliopsida; Zingiberales; Zingiberaceae
Product: GDSL esterase/lipase At1g09390-like
Exons: 5
Coding region: 100-1176 (358 amino acids)
Molecular function (GO): hydrolase activity, acting on ester bonds
Source: RefSeq, a predicted model, not a curated record
UGCCCAAAUCGCACUCUCGCGCCGUGUCCUCUCCUCCUCGCAACGGCGUUAAAAUGGACGGAGAGACGCGAGGCGAAGGCGCUAUCGGAGCUCUGACCGAUGGGCAUCGCCUCCGCGUGUAUCCUCGCGCUCUCGCUGCUUCCGGCAUUGGCCACGGCGGCUUGCGGCCGUCGCCCCGUCAUCUUCAACUUCGGCGACUCCAAUUCCGACACCGGCGGCCUCGCCGCCGGCCUCGGUUUCGUCCUCCCCCACUUGGAGGGCCGCGCCUUCUUCCUCCUCCCCUCCGGUCGCCUCUGCGACGGGCGCCUGGUCAUCGACUUCCUCUGUGAGGCGUUGAACACCAGCUACUUGAGCCCGUACAUGGAGCCUCUGGGAUCGGAUUUCCGGAACGGAGCCAACUUCGCGAUAGUCGGCUCCACCACGCGGCCGCCGGAGUUGCCCUUCGCAUUGGCCGUCCAAGUGCGACAGUUCCUCCGCUUCAAGAUGCGAUCCUUGUACCUCCUCGCCCAAGGCGCGACGAAACUGAUCGACGAACAGGGUUUUCAGAACGCGCUAUACGCAAUUGACAUAGGGCAGAACGAUUUAGCAGCGGCAUUCUCUGCAAACCUAAGUUUUGCUCAUGUUGUGCAAAGAAUCCCAUCCGUCGUCGACGAGAUCAAGAAAGCUAUCGAGACGCUGUAUGAGAAUGGAGGCAGGCACUUCUGGGUACACAGCACCGGACCCUUUGGCUGCUUGCCUCAGAAGCUCGCGCUACCGCGAAAGGUUAACAGCAACCUCGAUCGACAUGGAUGCUUGAUCACCUACAAUGACGCUGCCAAGGAAUUCAACGCUCGCUUGAGCGUUCUUUGCGAUGAACUCAACGCCAAGCUGUUGAAUGCGACCAUUGUUUAUACUGAUAUCUACUCAAUCAAGUAUGAUCUCAUUGCCAACUACACCAAAUACGGCUUUGAGUCUGCACUGAUGGCGUGCUGUGGACACGGGGGGCCUCCCUACAACUUCAAUCAAAACGUGGAGUGUGGUGCUUAUGGAUCACAGGUUUGCGCCAUUGGUUCCAAGUAUGUCAACUGGGAUGGGAUUCAUUAUACAGAGGCUGCAAAUGCUUUAGUGGCUUCCAAAAUACUGACAACAGAGUUCUCGAAGCCAAAGCUUAGAUUUGAUUACUUUUGUGCUGCCUAAUUUUGUGUUCUCCUGACUUUUCCUUCAAACUCACUGAAUAAUGAAUCCCAAGGAAUGAUUGAUUCUUGUAGCUUCUUCAACAAUAAAGCUUUAACAGAGAAGAAGAUUGAAUGAUAUUAGUACCUUUUGCAUUCCAGAAAUUGUAAUGCAAGAGAAAAGUUAAAUACGACGUAAACAAAUGUAAUCUCCUUCUCUUUGUAGGAGUGAGCACACUCUAAAAUGUGAUGUAAUCUCUCAUGGCGCAAACAAUGGAUUGUAACAUGUUUUAUGUUUUAAAAAUAUCAAAAAAGAGCAUUCUAUGUA